Messenger RNA from Alligator sinensis (Chinese alligator), 1825 nucleotides. RefSeq names its product chromosome partition protein Smc-like. The coding region runs from base 220 to 915 and encodes 231 amino acids. The record is from RefSeq and is a predicted model, not a curated record. NCBI's taxonomy places the organism in Eukaryota, Metazoa, Chordata, Crocodylia, Alligatoridae. The transcript is spliced from 6 exons.
CUUGUCUUCCUCUGCUCUUUCGACACAUGAUUUCCUGGAAAGGGGAGGGAACUGGGGCAGCGCGGGAACUGGACUGGAUGCUCACGGGAGCACAGAUCGCAGAGGGCAAAGGAGCGGGCACCUUCCCCUUGCAGCAAAAGGCUGCUGGUCCCCCAGGUUUUCAGUUCUGGGCGGCGGGCGGUUGGAGCACCUGGCCCCCGCGGUGCGGAGCAGGGACACAUGGACAAGCGGCAGAAGAUCUGUUAUUGGGGCAGCCUCUGCGCCAGCGUGGUGCUGCUUGUGGCAUUCAUCACCUGCUUGGUAGUCCAUAUCCACUCAGACCCUGUCCAGGAGCGGGACCAGUGCCGGAAGCAGCUGAAGAACGAGACCUCGGCCCUGGAGGGGCAAGUAGCCCGCGCGUGGGCGGAGGGCACGGUGCUGCAGGCUGCACUGGCCAAGGCCAACCAGACCCUCCGGGAGACACGUAGGGGCUGGGAGUCCUGCCAGGCCCUGAUGGACAGGCUGCAGAACAACCUCACGGCCCUGCAGGCUGAAUUCACCCAGCUGGAAGCCAGGGGCUCAAAUCAGAUGCAGGCACAGCAGGACCUGCGAGACCACAUCAGCAAGCUCCAAGGGCAGCUUUCCAGCAAGGACCAGCAGCUCCAGGACACCCAGUCCCAGCUCCAGGACACCCAGUCCCAGCUCCAGGACACCCAGUCCCAGCUCCAGGACACCCAGUCCCAGCUCCAGAACACCCAGUCCCAGCUCCAGGACACCCAGUCCCAGCUCCAGGACACCCAGCAGCAAAGGGACCGGCUCCAAGCACAGCUGAAGGAGCAGCUCCAAAACCAGUCGACUGGCUCCGGUGGGGUCCUCCCCGAGCUCUGCAGGUUCAUCAGCCUGUUGGCUCUGCUCCUCAUCACACUCCUCCUCUGAGAGCAGCAGCAGCAGUGCCAGGGCUGGACCGGUAACCGGAGCAUGGAGCAUCCCUAGGAGCCCUGCCAGUGCCCACCCCAGCUCCACCCAGGGGCACUGCUCCCUGCUGCUAGCUUGCUGCAAGCUUGGCCAUCCCUGGGGGUCCCAUGUGCAUCCCAGCCCAGCCCAGGGGAAGGGCUUUGCUCUCUGCUGCUCAGCGCUUCAAUUAGGAGGGGUCUUGGCUAUAAGGGACCAGCGGCAGAAAGGUGCAAGAGGUUGGAGCUGCCGCAAAGAGCCGCCCCCUCCCCCCGUGAGGAGAGCAUGGACUCCUGGCUGGGGGGCUCACAGCUGUUGACGGGGACUGGGGGUGUAGGACAGAGCAGGCAGGGAAACCAAUGCGCUGCAGAAGCACCUUUGCCCAGAGGUCCCUUUCCAUCCUGCCCUCUGGGAGCCAAGGAGACUGGAUGGGCCCCUGCUUUGGGCCUGGGGCUGGAGCUUCACACUCACAGCUUCACACUUGCUCUAAGCAAGGCAGAGCUUGAGCAGGGGGCUACCGAGAGCCUGAGCCCCCAGAACGGCCCCACCUCAUCUGCCUGAGACCUGCUGCCAGGCACAGAGGGGCUGUGCCCUGCAAAGAGGGGAGGGGGAGGGCAUGGGGGCUGGGCAAAUAGAGGAGGGGGGGCGUGAUGGGUUAAUUGCUGCAGUUUGGCCCUGCUUGGUGAUAAGGGGGUCAUGAAGGCUUGGAAGAGCCCCAGGGAGGUUGGGUGGCAGCAGCUGUGGGGAGCAUCCAAAGGGGGAACAGUGCCCCCAGGAACAGCCAGCCUGGGGGGCUCGGGGGCAGCCAGCUCCCAUGCCCAGGGCUCACUGGGGCAUGCGCUUUGCACCAGCGUGGUGCCUCUGCUUGAUGCAAUAAAUGCUACUGAACACCAAA